Molecule: messenger RNA, 1564 nt
Organism: Theileria parva strain Muguga
Lineage: Eukaryota; Apicomplexa; Aconoidasida; Piroplasmida; Theileriidae
Product: Glycylpeptide N-tetradecanoyltransferase
Exons: 13
Coding region: 144-1520 (458 amino acids)
Biological process (GO): N-terminal peptidyl-glycine N-myristoylation
Cellular component (GO): cytoplasm
Molecular function (GO): glycylpeptide N-tetradecanoyltransferase activity
Source: RefSeq, a predicted model, not a curated record
UUUCAUUGCUAAAAUAGUGUAAUUUUUCAGAUUUAUUUUUCUUUAAAAGAUUUUUAUAAUUAAAUGUAACAUAGUAUCAUAUUUUCUGUACUUCUUACUUAUCUCCGAAUGGUAUCAUUUUUGUAAAAUAUUAGUAAUUUAAAAUGUCUGAGAUUCCUCAUACAAAUUCUUUAAAUCAUGACAAAGAUCAUAUUUCAAGUUCUAAAGCUCGAGAACCUGAGGAAGACUUGCCCGAAAAGCUAACGAAUCUUAAGUUAUCGGUGAAUACGAACUCAGAUCCCACUCCAAAUUCAACUACAGAUUCCUCUUCAAUUAGAGCACGAAUAUUUAGAAGGUUUUCUAUCUCCCCUACAAACUCGUACAUUCCUGAGCAUAAGUUUUGGGACACGCAACUUGUUACUAAACUCACCGACGUUGUUAAUUCUAACGAAUGUGGUCCCAUUGACCCAAAUGAGGAUGUUUCAAGAGUUAAAAAGAACCCUAUUCCUCUCCCAAAUGGGUUUGAGUGGAUUUCACUCGAUAUUAAUGAUGAAGAAGACAGAAAUCAAGUUUACAAGCUGUUGAGUGAGAAUUAUGUAGAAGACGGUGAUGCGCUGUUCAGAUUUGAUUAUAAGCGUGAAUUCUUAAUUUGGGCACUGACAGUACCAAAUUAUAAUAAAGAUUGGCAAAUUGGUGUUCGAGUUUCAUCCUGCAAAACAUUAAUUGGAUAUAUAACGGCAGUGCCAGUUAAUGUGAAUGUUGUUGGCAACACCUUGAAAUUAGCUGAAGUUAACUUUUUGUGCAUUCACAAGAAAUUCCGAUCAAAAAGACUUGCCCCAGUCCUCAUUAAAGAAAUUACUAGGAGAGUUAAUCUUUGUGGAAUUUGGCAAGCAAUUUAUACUGCUGGAAUCGUAAUCCCAAGACCAAUUGCCAAAUGUAGAUAUUGGCAUCGACCUCUUGAUAUUAAAAGACUCAUUGCGUCUCGUUUCUCCGGAGUUGGGAGAAGAAUGACCAUAAGUCGAGCUGUUCGAAUUUAUAAAGUCAAUGAUAUUCCCAACGUUGAAAUGAGACCAAUGGAGGGUAAAGAUGUGUUAAGUCUACACAAAUUAUUGACAAAACAUCUCCAAAACUAUAAGUUAUAUCAAGAGUUUGACGUGGAUGAGGUUGAACACCAAUUUAUGCCCCGUGAAGACAUAAUUCAGACUUUCGUGAAAACAGUUGAUGGUCAAGUGACUGACAUGCUGAGCUACUACUCCCUCCCCUCCAGUGUUAUCAAUAACCGUAAAGUCCACACAAUCCGUGCGGCAUACUCCUUCUACAACAUAGCCACCACCAUGUCAUUCAAGUCUCUAAUGGAGCAUGCAAUUUAUUUUUCGAAAUCUCAAGGAUACGAUGUUUAUAAUGCUCUGGAUCUUAUGGAAAAUUCGCUAGUAUUCAAGGAUUUAAAAUUCGGAAUGGGCGAUGGAGACCUUCACUAUUACAUGUUCAAUUACCGAGUGCCAGACCUUAAACCAUCCGACGUUGGAAUAGUACUCUUAUAAUCUUUUUUUGUUAGAAAGAUCAUAAUUUAUUACUAUAAAAGUUA